This is a messenger RNA of Chenopodium quinoa (quinoa), 2573 nucleotides long. Its product is annotated as transcription factor TGA9-like. Gene Ontology annotation, biological process: regulation of DNA-templated transcription; DNA-templated transcription. Gene Ontology annotation, molecular function: DNA-binding transcription factor activity; sequence-specific DNA binding. The transcript is spliced from 12 exons. Bases 756 to 2276 code for a protein of 506 amino acids. NCBI's taxonomy places the organism in Eukaryota, Viridiplantae, Streptophyta, Magnoliopsida, Caryophyllales, Amaranthaceae. The record is from RefSeq and is a predicted model, not a curated record.
AGUAUUAUAGUAAUUAGGUCCCUCCAAACCCAUUAAUUUAGUUUAAUCCUUCUAUCAUUACUUUAUAUAAAACCAUACCUAUUUAAUUAAAGCUUUCAAACCCCACAAAACCACAAGAAAACCCAUUCAAGGACAAGAUUUUCUGUACCAUAAAUUCAAUUGUCUCAUAAUAGUAAUAUCUGUAAUAAUUACUAUUUCUAUAACUUUGCAAAAAAAAAAAAAACAUCCUCUUCAAAAAGAGAACAAUCAUCCAAUCUUUUUGUUUUUCUUCAUAGAGAAGGAGAGAGAAAAGCAAACCCACAAACUAAAAAAAAAAACCCUCCUUCAUUUGUUGAUGAUCGAUGAUAUCGUCGAUAUGAUAUGAUAUGAUAUGAUAUGAAUUGAAAGCUUGGAAAAGUUCGAUAGGAGAGAAAAUAAAUACUUGUACUAGUACAUGUUUUGAAAAAGACUCAAACUUUCUCUAUCUUCUGAUUUUCUUCUUCUUUUGGUGGCUACCCUUCUAUUUCAACCAUUUUGACAUUCAUCUUAUUUUCAAGUUUUCAUCUUUCUCUCUCCUCCUUCCCAAAGGUAUAAACUUUUGAAAUAAGCUUCCAUAUUUUCUUCUUCAAAUUCCAUUUUUCCUCUGUUUUUUUUUUCUUAUUUUCUCUCUAAAUCUAGAUUAUUCGAAGAAGAAGCUAAGGCAAGCUAAUUAAUUACAUGGAAGUGUAAUUAUUAAUUAAGAAGUGGGCGUAAAUUAAUCAUAUAAGUAAAUUUGCAUGGCGUCAAGUCAUAGGUUGGGAGAAACUGGUUUAUCACAAUCAGGCCCUUCAUCAAAUCAUCACAACAUUCCUUUUGCAAUCCCUCAUCAUCAUCACCAUGCCGCCGCGAUCAACCCUACAACAACCAAUCCUUUCAUGAAUCAAGGAGGAUCCUCAUUUGAUUUUGGAGAGCUAGAACAAGCUAUUGUUCUGCAAGGAGUUAAGAUUGGAAAUCAUGAACAACCUAAACCAUCUUUAUUUACAAAUGGAAGCAGACCUGCUGCAACUCUGGAGAUGUUCCCUUCUUGGCCAAUGAGGUUUCAACAAACCACCAGACAGGGAAGUUGUACAAAGUCAGGAGGAGAAAGUACAGAUGAUUCAGGAUCAGCAAUUAACACCCUUUCAUCAAGUCAAGCUGAUACUAAUUUAGAACAACCCGAAUCUCCGAUUAGCAAAAACCAGCAACAACAAAAACAACAGCAACAACAAGGUGGCAGUUUUCAGCAACCAGGAAUGGCAAGUGAUAGCUCCAGAACUGGAAUAUCCCAAAAUCAAGCUGCUCAAAAACAACCUCAAGAAAAGAGGCAUGGUGGAACCAAAUCAGAUAAACCACUUGAUGCUAAGACGCUUAGGCGUUUGGCACAGAACAGAGAAGCAGCUAGAAAAAGUCGACUAAGAAAGAAGGCUUAUGUACAGCAGCUAGAAUCAAGUAGGAUCAAGCUAGCACAGCUAGAGCAAGAUCUUCAAAGAGCUAGAGCACAGGGUUUUUUCAUGGGUGGAGGUGGUGGUGCACCUUCAAAUAUUAGCUCAGGAGCAGCUAUUUUCGAUAUGGAGUAUGCAAGAUGGCUGGAAGAUGAUCAUAGGCACACUUCAGAACUCCGAGCUGCUCUACAGGCUCAUUUAUCAGAUGGAGAUCUUCGGAUUAUAGUAGAUGGUUAUAUCAACCAUUAUGACGAAAUCUUUCGCCUCAAGGGGGUGGCAGCCAAAUCCGAUAUCUUUCACCUCAUCACCGGAAUGUGGACUACUCCUGCAGAACGUUGUUUCCUUUGGAUGGGUGGAUUUAGGCCAUCAGAACUUAUCAAGAUGUUAACAGCACAAUUAGACCCAUUAACGGAGCAGCAGCUGAUGGGAAUAUACAGUCUACAACACUCCUCGCAACAGGCGGAAGAGGCUCUCACCCAAGGCCUAGAUCAACUUCAGCAAUCUUUAGUUGACACCAUCGCGACUAGUACUGUUACUGAUGGUAUGCAUCAAAUGGCUAUUGCUUUGGGCAAACUUUCUAAUCUUGAAGGGUUUAUUCGCCAGGCUGAUAACUUAAGACAACAAACCCUUCAUCAACUACACAGAAUAUUGACAAUUCGACAAGCUGCUAGAUGUUUUCUGGUUAUCGGAGAGUACUAUGGCCGGUUGCGUGCUCUAAGUUCCCUCUGGGCUUCACGUCCUAGAGAACACAUGAUGAACAACGAUAAUUCAUGUCAAACAGCCCCAGAUAUGCAGAUGGUGCAACCUCAUCAACAUAACCACUUCUCGCCGUUUUAGAAUGAAGGUGGCAUCAAGUACAUUCAUGGUGGCUAUCAAAAUCUCUUCCUCCACUCAAGCAUUCCAGCUUCUUUUAGGAAUAGUUUUUUUUUUUUUUAAUUAUUAAAUUCUAUGUAUACCAUUAGGUCAUCUUUCACUUGUAAAUCAAAGGAAGCUUCUCCCUCGCCGCCCCUUGCCCCCUUCCCCAUCCAAAGAGAAAAACAAAGCAACAAUGUAAAUGUGUAGGUGCGAUUUGUAAAUCAUAUUAUAUGAAAUAUAAUUCGCGCUUUAUCUUCUUCUUCGGCUUUUCCUUUUGUA